AGUCCCCUUUCUCCCCAAGUAAUCUAAAUUCCCGCCCAUUAUCUCUAAGUCUAGCCAUGUCCACACCCACCAAUCUUAUUGAUUUUUUGGUCAACCAAGCCAAUGGUGUAAAGGGUCUUGCUGAUCUCAACCUCCCAAAGGUUCCUCACCAGUACAUCCAACCUCUUGAGGGAAGAUUACACAGCACCAAAAUUGUCCCUAAUGAAUCAAUACCCAUCAUUGAUUUCACAAACUGGGAUGACCCAGAUGUCCAGGACUCAAUUUUUGAUGCUGCAUCCAAGUGGGGUUUCUUCCAAAUCGUGAAUCAUGGGAUACCCAUUAAGGUCUUUGAUGAUCUAAAAGCUGCUGCGCACAGGUUUUUUGAAUUGCCAGCUGAGGAGAAGAAGAAUCUAAAAGAGAACUCGCCCCCUGAUGUUGUGAGAUUGACUUCCAGUUUUAGCCCUCAUGCUGAGUCAGUGUUGGAGUGGAAGGAUUAUCUGCAACUUGUGUAUGCUUCUGAGGAGAAAAUUCGUGCAUAUUGGCCUUCUAUAUGCAAGGAUGAAGCACUAGAAUAUAUGAAACAUUCUGAAGCCUUGAUUAGAAAACUGUUAAAGGUGCUUCUGAAGAAAUUGAAUGUGGAGGAUUUAGACAAAGCAAGAGAACACACUUUAAUGAGUGCAAAUACAUUGAGUUUUAACUACUACCCUGCUUGCCCUGAGCCUGAAUUUGUAGCAGGGGUAGGUCCUCAUUCUGAUAUAUCAUCAAUUACUGUCCUUCUGCAAGAUGAUAUUGGUGGGCUUUAUGUAAGAGACAGUGAUGGUGAUAAUUGGAUCUAUGUUCCUCCUGUUGAGGGAGCGCUGGUAAUCAACAUUGGAGAUGUGUUACAGAUAAUGAGCAAUGGAAGAUACAAAAGCAUAGAGCAUCGAGUGGUUGCCAACAGAAGCAAUGCCAGGAUCUCUAUUCCAAUUUUUGUCAGCGCAGCUUCUGAUGCUACUAUUGGCCCUUUGCCAGAAGUGCUGGAGAAUGGAGAUGAACCUAAAUACAAACAAGUUGCAUUCUCUGACUACUUCAACUAUUUCUUUAGCAAGGGUCAUGAUGGGAAGAAAACUAUUGAAUUUGCCAUGAUAUGAUUUGUGCUUAUGGUAUGCAUGGGUGGCAUGCUACGUUGAAGCAGAAUAUGCAUGUACUUGUACUUGGUUGAACUGAAAGAUAAUCAUAAUUAUGUAAUCAAGUUAAUAUAAUCAUAAGCCAUGGCUCAUUUUCAAUAUAAUGAAAAUGAUAAGCCAUGGCUCCUUUUCAUGAUAAUUAAAAUUAUGUAAUAAAGUUACUUAUUAAUGAAUCCUUUUGUGUCGUGUUU
Messenger RNA from Abrus precatorius (Indian licorice), 1336 nucleotides. Its product is annotated as feruloyl CoA ortho-hydroxylase 1-like. The coding region runs from base 57 to 1109 and encodes 350 amino acids. The transcript has 2 exons. Lineage: Eukaryota; Viridiplantae; Streptophyta; Magnoliopsida; Fabales; Fabaceae. The record is from RefSeq and is a predicted model, not a curated record.